AUGCCUCUCUUCAUCAACCGAAAUCAGAUAUUUGCGCACCAAGUACAUCUCUUGGAGCACAAACUGCGGAGUAAAGAGGAUCGUAUUUUAGAAUUGGAGACUGAGAACGCUCUUCUCCACUUGAGACUUGCUGAGUGUAUGGGGAAACUCCGGCGGGAACUUGAAGAGGAUGCCCAGGCCAAAAGGCAGCUUCAGCAGCAGAGAAACCUCCAGAGAACCAGCCACACAGCUCUCACCAAACUCAUGACUCAAGUUCAGGAGCUUAGACGGGAGCUGAAGGAGGUUCGUGCACUGUAUACGGAUUUUUCCUCUGAAAUGGAAAAUAGAAGCAAACAGGUUUUGGAAAGUGUGGACUGUCUCUGCUGUGCCAGUCAGACUCUUCGUGGAAAUGAAGUAGAGACUUUGCAGGCUCAGGUUGCUGCUCUAGAGCGCACUCUACAGGAGGAACAGGAGAAAUGCAGGACAGAGAAAAUGAGAAGGCGGUUGCUCCACAAUGCCCUGAUUGAGCUACGGGGGAAUAUCAGAGUGCAUUGUAGGGUCCGUCCUGUUUUACCACUUGACGGCGGUCAGGGGACCUCCUCUGUAUCUGGGUCGCCAUGGUCACAGGAGGUGGUCCAAGCAAUCAGUGAUGACACUGUACUUGUCAACUGUGCCAAAGCUGGUAGCCCCAUAAUGAACAAAAUGUUUGAGUUUGAAAGGGUGCAUGCUCCAGAAGACUCUCAGGAUGCUGUGUUUGAGGAAGUGAAACCCUUGCUCACCUCUUUGCUGGACGGGUAUAAUGUGUGUAUCAUGGCGUAUGGGCAGACAGGGAGUGGGAAAACACACACCAUGAUUGGCUCUCAGGAUUCCAGUGGGCCAGAGCAGGAAAACAUGCAGGGUAUUAUUCCUAAAGCAGCCGCUGAGCUGUUCAGACUGAUCUCAGAACAGCCUGAGGGCACUCAUACAGUGGAGGUCUCUGUGGUGGAGGUCUAUAAUAACGAGGUUUUAGACCUGUUGGCCAAAGAUGAGGAGGGAGCAGCUGUUGGAAUGAAGAGGGAUGUGAUUACCACCAGCACUGGCACCAGUGAGGUGCCCUGUCUGACACACGAGUUGGUGCAGAGCCCUGCUGAUGUCCUGUGUUUGCUGAGUGCUGUACUGAGGUUAAGGGCUCAGAGUCCCACGCUGAUCCACACAGACUCUUCCCGAUCGCAUCUCAUCGUCACGCUCACUGUCACCUCCAGGAGCCCCAAUGCGCUCGCACUGGCUCGCAGGCUGCAGAGGGUCAGACAGGACACCCAGCGUGUGUCUCAUAGAGAAUGGUGGAGCCCGCGCUGUCAGAGAGCAGCCUCGUCACGCCGCCCAGCGGAAGACCACACCCUUAGCCCAGCUUCUAAACGACGUCCAGCAGGCGAUCGUGCAUACAGCCCGACCUCCUCCCCAUGUCUCUCCCCCUGUCACUCCCCAUGUCCCUCCCCACGAUCAAGCAUCUCACAAACUCCCCUCAGGACCAAACUGCAGCUGGUUGAUCUGGCAGGAAGUGAAUGCGUGGGUGUGAGUGGAGUGACUGGAGCGGCAUUAUGGGAGAGCUCCUGUAUAAACCGCAGCCUGUCAGCUCUCUCUGACGUACUGGGAGCCCUGGCAGAGCAAAGACCUCAUGUACCCUACCGCAACAGCAAACUGACACACUUACUACAGGACUCCAUUGGUGGAGAUGCUAAGCUGCUUGUGAUGUUAUGCGUGUCACCUGCUCAGCGCUUCCUGUCAGACUCUUUACAGACUUUGGGCUUCGGCUCCAGAGCUCGACAGGUCCAACGACAGACACCGAACAGAAAAAACGCUGCCCUGAAAAUGAAAUAA
Chanos chanos (milkfish) is the source of this 1836-nucleotide messenger RNA. RefSeq names its product kinesin family member 25 (gene kif25). Lineage: Eukaryota; Metazoa; Chordata; Actinopteri; Gonorynchiformes; Chanidae. The transcript is spliced from 15 exons. Gene Ontology annotation, molecular function: microtubule motor activity; ATP binding; microtubule binding. Gene Ontology annotation, biological process: microtubule-based movement. Gene Ontology annotation, cellular component: microtubule cytoskeleton. Bases 1 to 1836 code for a protein of 611 amino acids. The record is from RefSeq and is a predicted model, not a curated record.